Hemibagrus wyckioides is the source of this 4340-nucleotide messenger RNA. It is a transcript of the gene top1b, whose product is annotated as DNA topoisomerase Ib. The record is from RefSeq and is a predicted model, not a curated record. Gene Ontology annotation, molecular function: DNA topoisomerase type I (single strand cut, ATP-independent) activity; DNA binding. Bases 158 to 2434 code for a protein of 758 amino acids. Gene Ontology annotation, biological process: DNA topological change; chromosome segregation; DNA replication. The transcript has 21 exons. NCBI's taxonomy places the organism in Eukaryota, Metazoa, Chordata, Actinopteri, Siluriformes, Bagridae. Gene Ontology annotation, cellular component: chromosome; nucleolus.
UUCGUGUCUGAGACUCGAUUGCUCAAGUCUCAAUUCUGCCGAGCUUUUUUUCGAUACCGGCAUCUUUUUUUCCUUCUCUCUCUCUCUCCCCUUCUCUUUCUCUCACUCUUGUCUCGCUUUUAUUUCUCUUCUUGAUCUCAAAAGGAAUCACGGCACAAUGACCGGAGAUCAUGGACACCACCAGGUGGAGUCUGGCUCUCGACUAAAUGAUUCCCACAAACAUAAAGACAAGCAUAAAGACAAAGAGCACAGGCACAAGGACCAUAAGAAAGACAAAGAGCGUGAAAAGCCCAAGUACACUAACAGUGAGCACAGAGAUUCAUCCGAGAAGAAGCACAAGGACCGCGAGAAAGAGCGAGUGAAACACCGGGAGGACAGCAGCGAGAGAUACAAAGAAAAGAAGAGAGAAGAGAAGAUUAAAUCCCACAGCUCUAACGGGAAGCAUAAGCGUGAGAAGGAGAACGGCUAUGUCAGUCACAUCAAAACGGAGGAGGACAACGGCUUCGGCUACUCUCCAAAGCAAGAGAAGACGGUGAAGAGGGAGAGGGAUGAUGACGAAUCCGAGCACAAACCCAAAAAGAUCAAAGUGGAAAAGGAGAAUAAGGUGAAAAAACGGAAGCAGGAGGAAGACUACAAUGAUUAUGAAGAGGAAGAGGACGUUAAGCCGAAAAAGAAAUCGAAAGAUAAGAAAGACGAUACAAGCGGAGGGAAGAAGAGGGGCAAGAAGGAGCCGGAGGAGAAAUGGAAAUGGUGGGAGGAAGAGAGAUACACAGACGGCUCCAAAUGGAGGUUCCUGGAACAUAAAGGUCCCGUCUUCGCGCCUCCGUACGAGAGACUUCCGGAAAACGUCAGGUUUUAUUAUGAUGGAAAGCUCAUGAAGCUGAGCGACUCGGCAGAGGAAGUGGCAACCUUCUUUGCCAAAAUGCUUGACCAUGAAUACACAACUAAGGAUAUAUUUAAGAAAAACUUCUUCAAAGACUGGAGGAGGGAAAUGACCUCAGAGGAGAAGUCCAAAAUUUCUGAUCUGAACAAAUGUAACUUCACUGAGAUGAGCGAAUACUUUAAAGCGCAGUCUGAGGCUCGGAAACAGAUGACGAAGGAAGAGAAACAGAAAAUCAAAGAGGAGAACGAGCGGCUGGUGGGGGAAUACGGCUUCUGCCUGAUGGACAACCACAAAGAGCGCAUCGGAAACUUCCGGAUCGAGCCUCCUGGCCUUUUCCGAGGUCGAGGAGACCACCCGAAGAUGGGCAUGCUGAAGCGGCGCAUUCGCCCCGAGGACGUCAUCAUCAACUGCAGCAAGGACUCAAAGCAUCCCAAACCUCCUCCAGGGUCCAGGUGGAAAGAGGUUCGUCAUGAUAACAAAGUGACAUGGCUGGCAUCGUGGACGGAGAACAUCCAAGGCUCCAUCAAGUACAUCAUGCUGAAUCCCAGCUCACGGAUUAAGGGAGAGAAAGACUGGCAGAAGUAUGAGACAGCACGCAGGCUGAAGAAGUGUGUGGAGAAGAUCCGAGCACAGUAUCGUGAAGACUGGAAGAGCAAAGAGAUGCGAAUCCGACAGAGAGCCGUCGCUCUCUACUUCAUCGAUAAGCUGGCUCUGAGAGCAGGUAAUGAGAAGGAGGAGGGUGAAAGUGCAGACACUGUGGGCUGCUGCUCUCUGCGGGUGGAGCAUGUUAACCUGCACCCUGAGAUGGACGGUCAGGAGUACGUGGUGGAGCUGGACUUCCUGGGAAAAGACUCCAUCCGCUACUACAACAAGAUCCCUGUGGAGAAGAGGGUGUUUAAGAACCUGCAGCUGUUCCUGGAGAACAAGCAGCCGGAAGACGACGUCUUCGACAGACUCAAUACGUCCAUUUUGAACAAACAUCUCCAGGAGCUGAUGGACGGAUUAACGGCCAAAGUGUUUCGUACCUACAACGCCUCAAUCACCUUACAGCAACAACUCAAAGAACUGACUAACCCUGAAGAUAAUGUUCCAGCGAAGAUCCUGUCCUAUAACAGAGCUAACCGCGCUGUUGCGAUCCUAUGUAACCACCAGAGGGCGCCGCCCAAAACCUUUGAGAAGUCCAUGCAGAACCUGCAGGCCAAAAUCGAUGCGAAAAAGGAACAGCUUUCUGCCGCCAAGAAAGAGCUGAAGUCAGCCAAAGCGGACGCCAAGGCCAUGCACGAUGAGAAGAGCAAAAAGGCUGUGGAGACGAAGAAGAAGGCGGUCCAGAGGCUGUCUGAGCAGCUGAUGAAGCUGGAGGUGCAGGCCACCGACCGUGAGGAGAACAAACAGAUCGCUCUGGGAACUUCCAAGCUCAACUACCUGGACCCACGCAUCUCCGUCGCCUGGUGUAAAAAAUGGGGAAUCCCCAUCGAAAAGAUCUACAACAAAACGCAGCGGGAGAAGUUCGCCUGGGCCAUCGACAUGGCUGACGAUGACUACGAGUUUUAAAGAAACCAUGGUGGUUUUAACAAUUUUCCAAGGGUUAGCGUUUAUCCAUCGAGUUCACCGUGUCUGACCGUGUUAAAGCAAAGUGAGGAAACAAAACUGGACGGCUUUCAAAAACAAAACACACACAGAAAUAACACAACCCGAAAACCUUCCCUGUAAACCAUCCGGCUGAUGAAACGACGAGUCCCAGACCUGAGCGUGGAACCCUGAGGAGAACCACGGCCACUUCGCUCCAACACACACACACGUACACACACACACGUACACACACACACACUUACCUUAGGCUGUACACUCGCUUCUGGGGUUUUUAAGCAUCUUAGUCAGGUUUUAGCCGUCGAUGAAUUCUAUAUUUUAAUAUAAGAAAUAAAUCAGAGUUGUUUUAAGAGGCACAUCGGGAAGCGAGCUACGGAAAGCCAUUUACGGGAAAACUCGAGCGUGUUUUUAAACUCCAGCAAGGUGGAUCAUGGAACCGAAUACGUCACCCAGGGAUGCACCAAUCCUCCAGUGUUUUUAUUUUUAUCACCGCUCCGAGAAUCAUCCCGGACCCAAAACCCGGUACUGAGCCUGUGUUUUAUUUGUUUUUUUUUUUUUAAAGGAGUAUAAUCCAAAAAUAUUUUCUUUUUAUUAUGAGUCGCUGAGCCAGGACAAUAACUCGAAGUGGGAAUCUCCGAACAAGACACAGUCUGAAAUUUCCUUCAAUACAAUUUGGAAAAAAAAGUGAUUUUUUUUUUUUUAUUAUUCUCCCCCCCUUUUUAAUAAUAUAUAUAUAUAUAUAUAUAUAUGUAUUUUAAUAAUGCUUUCAAAAAUCUUUUUAAUUAUUUUAAUAUUAAAAAAAUUAACGGUGGUUUAAAACCAACUAUAAUGUACUGUAUUUUAAUGAAAGAAAACGUACACAGAAAUUUACCAUGAAUUUAAAUUUACACUUGUUUUCCUCGGCAUUAAAUUGAUUAAAACAUUUUUUUUCCCCUUAUUUAAAUGUAAAUAUAAUAAAUCCUAAUCCUACUUUUUAUUCCAAUGAAAUAAAAUAAUAAAAUAUUAAUCCAUAAACACAGGAGAGUUUCUCAGCUUCAGAUCUUGUAUAUUUUUUUUUUAUUAUUAAACCUUAACAGUUUUAUUUUAUUUUUAUUUUUUUUCUUUCUCGUCCGGAUUGGUGCAUCCCUACCACUCUUUUAUUUUCGGGAUUUUAUUAUUAUUAUUUGUUUUUUUGGUGUUUUUUUAAAAAAAAUAUAUUUAGUUUCUGUUUCUAUCAGGGAUGUACAUUUCAUUCGUGCAAAUAUGUGAAAGGGGCGACGUUCGUGUUAACGCUGACGCUGUAGUGAAUUUUCCCCUUUUUUUCCUGGUUUCUUUUUAUUUCUGUGCAGAAUGAUUUAUAUUUUUUUCUCUCAGCAGUACAGUUACUACACACUUACUUGAAACAUGGCUGGGUGAGACGUACACACACACACACACACACACACACACACACACACACACACACACACACGUGGUGAUGAACAUGAAGAACUGGUUUCUCUAUAUAUGUGAGAUGCAAUUUUUUUGCCAAAUGAAUAGAGAUGUGUAUGAAAUGCAGUGUACAAUGCGGAAGAUGGGGGUCUUCUUUGUAAAGAAUUAGGAACAAAAGUGUCGGAAGUUAACUUUUUAAUGUGAGGCUCUGCACUUAUUUAUAGCUGUUAGAACGUGUGCUAAAGCUAACUUCAACAUUUUUACCACAUUUAGCCUUAAGCAAUCAUGUUUUAUUGUUUUUAAUAUCAAUAUGGGGUUUGUUUUACAAAUAAUAAAACCAUGACACUUUUCUUAUUCUCUCCUUUUUCUUUCACAUUCUCGCGUUCAUUCAUCCUGAUGUCUUGCUUUUGUGUAUUUUCUGUUUUCAGAAUUUAAAUAAACUUUGUAUUGCAAUAAUCUC